This is a messenger RNA of Bipolaris oryzae ATCC 44560, 735 nucleotides long. Its product is annotated as lytic polysaccharide monooxygenase. Lineage: Eukaryota; Fungi; Ascomycota; Dothideomycetes; Pleosporales; Pleosporaceae. Bases 1 to 735 code for a protein of 244 amino acids. The record is from RefSeq and is a predicted model, not a curated record. The transcript has 2 exons.
AUGAAGAUUCUACUAGCCAUCAGCCUCAUCGGGCAAUUAUCCUACCUCACUCAAGCGCACUACCACUUCCCUCACUUUGUAAUCAAUGGCCAAGUUACUGGUGCACACGAGUAUGUCCGCGAGCACGAUAACGGUUUCCAGCCUUCAUGGGACGAGGGCAGAUUCAUUAACAGCGAAGAUCUCCGCUGCAAUAAGGGUUCCAUGAAUCACCGCACUCAACCGAAGACUUACAAAGUCAAGGCAGGCCAAGAUGUCAUUGGUUUCCAAGCAUAUAUCAAUACGGAAUUAUUCCAUCCAGGCCCUGUUCAGAUUUAUCUCUCGAAAGCGCCCGGCGAUAUUCGCGACUACGAUGGAUCCGGCGAUUGGUUCAAAGUAUAUCAGCUUGGGCAUCAGCCUGGCUCGACGGCUGACUCCGCAUGGCUGUCAUGGCAUAAGAAGCAGUUCACUUUCAAGCUCCCUGCCGAGAUCCCAGCAGGCCAAUACCUGAUGCGAAUCGAGCAGAUCACCACUCAUCCUCCCUACACAAACCGCGAGUUUUACAUCCAAUGUGCACACAUCGAGAUUGCCAGCAGUUAUAACGGCUCUCCCUCACCUACAUUCAAGAUACCGGGUGUAUACAACCGCACGCAGCCGUUCUUCAAAUAUGACAGUUGGGCAAAGCCACAGCCGACCGUUUGCCCGCUCCCUGGACCCGCGAUGUGGCCAAACAAUAACAACUUGAACAAGAUCCUUUGA